CGGUCCAUCUUUUCUUCAUCUGAGUUUUGGAACAAUAAAUCAAUUGCCUGUCAGACUCUAACUUCGGAAGAACAGAAAUGCAAGGUUGUUGUCACAGUUUCGGUUAACGAUUUUGAUGUAUUUAAUAAAUUCUGUUCAACAUUUUCAUGUUUCAAAAAACUAAUUAAAUCAUUUGCGUGGUGGACAAGAUUUAAAAAGCGUCUGCAGAAAAGGCCUGUUAAGUCUUCAAAAACAUUAGACUUGGAAGAAUAUGUUGCUGCAGAAACUACUUUGAUACGUCUGUUGCAAGAGCAAUGUUUUGAUAAGGAUUUAUAUGAUUUAAAAUCUGGAACUUUGUCGUCUAGCAGCAAAAUUAAAAGCUUGCAUCCAUUUUUAGACACCAAUGGUGUAAUAAGAGUUGGUGGCAGAUUGGGCCAUUCAACAUAUUCAUUUUCUAAAAAACAUCCCAUUUUACUUCCGAAUAAACAUAAAUUAACGGAUUUAAUUGCCACUGAUUGUCAUCUGAAGCUUCUACAUGUUGGGCCUCAAGGUUUAUUAAGUGCCUUGCGGAAAACUUAUUGGCCAAUUGCUGGUAGAAAUUUGUCUAGAAAGGUUUAUCGGAACUGUGUCACUUGUUUUAAAGCUAAUCCUCAGCCUUUACAACAUAUAAUGGGUGAAUUGCCUAGUUGUAGAGUCAAACAAACGUUUCCGUUUUAUUGUAAAGGAAUAGAUUACGCUGGUCCGUUUCACUUGAAAGAUAGGACAACUAGAAAUCCAAAAAUUGUUAAAGCAUAUGUUUGCCUAUUUGUCUGUAUGGCUGUCAAAGCAGUACAUAUCGAAGUUGUUAGUGAUUUAACUACCGAGGCCUUUCUUGCAUGUUUAAAACGCUUCAUCUCGCGGAGAGGUAAACCUAAAGAUAUUUUCAGUGACAAUGGGUUAAAUUUCGUGGGCGCCGCCAAUGAGUUGCGGGAGUUGUAUGUAUUUUUAAAGUCAGAAUCGACUCAAAACAAAAUUUUGGAAUUUUUGACAUCAGAAAAAAUUAGUUGGCAUUUCAUACCUCCUAGAGCCCCUCAUAUGGGAGGUCUUUGGGAGGCAGAAAUUAAAUCUAUGAAGUUUCACUUAACGAGAAUUGUUGGGAAUGCCAGUCUUACUUUCGAAGAAUUGAACACUAUAGUCACUCAAGUAGAGGCAAUACUUAAUUCACGACCUCUUGUUCCUUUAUCCUCAAAUCCUGAUGACCUAUCAGUGCUGACACCGGGUCAUUUUAUCAUUGGACGAGCAAUGGUGGCAUUACCAGACUAUGACUACCAAGAAAUACCGGAAAAUAAAUUAUCACGAUUUCAACGACUUCAGCGAAUCGUACAACACUUCUGGUCCCGUUGGACUCGUGAAUAUAUAUGUGAGCUGCAAAACCGAAGCAAGUGGAGGAACAAUUCACUCAAUGCACUGAAGAAAGGCUCCUUGGUUAUAGUGCGGGACGACCAGACCCCUCCGCAGCAAUGGAGACUGGGCAGGGUGUUGUAUCUACAUCCAGGACAUGAUGGUAUUGUGCGGGUGGUGACGAUUAAAUUUGCAACGCAAAUUGUAAAAAGGCCUGUUGCUAAGUUGUGUGUCUUACCGGUCGGUGAGAGUGUUUGAUUGACGAUUUCUCCGUUUUAUAUUUUAUUUUUUUUGUUUUUAUUUUAUGUAAUUCCGUUAUAUUUUUUAAUUUUGCCAUAUUUGUAUUUUUGUUAUUUGUGUUAUGUUUGUAAUGUCCUUUUUCCGGGCGGCUUUGUCGGAGAUCGGGUUGCGGUUGGGCCUUUUGGAAAGCCUCAAGAGAGAGAGAAAACGGGUUUCUAACUCAAACCAAUUAUUUAUUCUAUCAAACUGUACAAAUAAAAAUAACAAAUCCCCAAGAUAAAUAAAAGUAAUAAUAAUAACUA
This is a messenger RNA of Tribolium castaneum (red flour beetle), 1901 nucleotides long. RefSeq lists its product as uncharacterized. The record is from RefSeq and is a predicted model, not a curated record. Lineage: Eukaryota; Metazoa; Arthropoda; Insecta; Coleoptera; Tenebrionidae. Gene Ontology annotation, biological process: DNA integration. Gene Ontology annotation, molecular function: nucleic acid binding. The transcript has a single exon. The coding region runs from base 649 to 1617 and encodes 322 amino acids.